Messenger RNA from Baudoinia panamericana UAMH 10762, 2022 nucleotides. RefSeq lists its product as uncharacterized. NCBI's taxonomy places the organism in Eukaryota, Fungi, Ascomycota, Dothideomycetes, Mycosphaerellales, Teratosphaeriaceae. Gene Ontology annotation, cellular component: cytosol; cytoplasm. Gene Ontology annotation, molecular function: ubiquitin protein ligase binding; protein-macromolecule adaptor activity. Bases 1 to 2022 code for a protein of 673 amino acids. The record is from RefSeq and is a predicted model, not a curated record. Gene Ontology annotation, biological process: ubiquitin-dependent endocytosis. The transcript has 2 exons.
AUGUCGGAUGCACGGAAUACUUCGACCUCGUCGGGUCAGAGCGAGUCUUUUGGCAACGGGCUACCAACAGCACUGCAAUCAACGAAUUCAGAGAAUGUGAUACCAGCCCUCGAUUUGCAAGAUGAGAAACCGAUCGCAUCAGGAAAUGGCGUUUCUUGCGCCAUCCACUUGGCAGAGCCGGUGCUUUUUCUGCAGGGCUUCGAGAACACGGAGAGCUCUCCAGGCAACACUGCCAUGCUCAGAGGCAGUCUGCAUCUGCGAGUUGCAAAGAGUGCCAAGAUCAAAGCGAUCAAUUUGAAGUUCAGAGGCCGAUCUAUCACGAGGUGGCCCGAAGGUAUCCCACCGCGGAAGAUUGAGUUCGAAGAGACUGACAGCUUCAUGGGCCAUGUAUGGGCUUUCUUCAAUGCACAACACGAGUACGCCGAAAGAGGAACGAAUGCAGACCACGUUCAGCUCUUCAGAAGUGCUGAAACUGGAUCGGCUAACGGGACCCGUGCGGAUCCGCUUGGACGGUCGUCACCAAACUCAUCCUCUGUCAAUCUGUCAGCUAAGGAGACGAAGAAGCUUGCGCUUGCUGUCAAUCAGUCACGCAGCUUCAGUAAAAGCGAUCCUGUACCUGGUCAGCAAAGUGUUGCGGCGAAGGGCUACCGCACGUUCCUUCCCGGUGACUACAUCUACAACUUCGAAUACCCACUUGACAGCCGGUUACCAGAGACUAUCGACGUCGAACUGGGCUCGGUCAAAUACGAGCUCGAAGCUGAAGUCAUUCGGUCCGGCGCUUUCAGAGGCAACUUGAACGGGUCGAAAGAGGUCAUGAUCAUACGCGCUCCCGCCGAAGGUUCACUGGAGCAAGUUGAGCCAAUUGCUAUCAGCAGAAACUGGGAAGACCAACUGCAUUACGACAUUGUGAUCUCUGGGAAGAGCUUUCCACUGGGGACUCAAGUACCCAUAGCCUUCAAGCUCACGCCGCUGGCGAAGGUGCAGUGCCAUCGUAUCAAGGUGCUGGUCACGGAGAAUAUCGAGUACUUCUGCAGCAACAAGAGGGUUCACCGUAUGGAGCCGACUCGGAAAGUGCAACUGUUCGAGAAACGAGCAGACGGACCGCCAAUCAGCACUUUCCCAGGCAGCACUAUGCGAGUCACGGCUGGCGGUGGCAUUCCGUAUGAUGCGAGAGCGCGAGCUGCACGGGGCGAGGAAGUGGUGCCCAACGAUACCACGAACAUGCUGGGCAACCUCGAAGGCGAUACGAAUAUUGGGCCGACGGAAAUGGAGUUCAAUGUGCAAUUGCCGAGCUGCCAUAACAUGAAGGAGCGUGAGCGGAGUCAGAGAUUGCAUUUUGAUACUACCUACCAGAACAUCCAGGUGCACCACUGGAUCAAGAUUGUUAUGCGCUUGUCAAAGCCAGAUGCGAACGACCCAGGCAAGCGGAGGCACUUCGAGAUUUCCAUCGACUCGCCCUUCCAUAUCCUCUCCUGCCGCGCAACACAAGCCAACAUCUCGUUGCCCGCAUAUAGCACCCCACAAACAAGCAGCGGCGAGGCUUCGCUGUACGAGUGCGGGUGUCCCGGCGCAAUUCGGCGGCGCAACUCGCCAACUUCAUUCGUACCCACACUCAACGCACUCAACGCUGCACGAACAGGGCAACCAGAUGGCGACCGGCCAACGACCCCUACCAUGCAAGCACCUGCACUUGCGCGACCACAGCAAGCACACGUGCACGGCUCGGCGCACGAGGGACAAAGACCCAUACAUCUUCUGCGAGCACCUUCCUUCAACCCGCCCGCCUUCGAGGACGAACAGCCUCCGCCGCCGCUCAUCACGCCGCCGCCGCAGUAUAAUGACAUUGCCAGUCCGACUCACGGACUUACUGAUUACUUUGCUCGCUUGAGUGAUGCUUACGACUCUGAUGAGGGUGACGAAAUUGCUCGCGCGGGUAGGGUGAACGUACCGCUUACGCCUGGUGGCCGAAUCAAUAGAAGUAUGGAUCUUGGACGCUCGUGGGUGCCAGUUGGCGGCCACUAG